CUUCUGAAGGCCCCGCAGACUCGGAGGCGCCAGGUCUUCGCACAUUCACAGGAUAUGUGAAGACUUCAGUAACGAGCCAUUAUCCCCUAAUCAUCGGCAUCGAUCAGGCGUUUAACCAGAGCCCUGCAUAUGUAAAUGCAGCGGGGCCUUAUAAAAGCUGGCCCUGAGCCGACAGGCGCUGCAGCAGCGCGCACUCUACGGCUUUUGGAGGAGAUCCAGCAGGACCGCAAACAUGGUCAAAUACUUUUCAGCAGACUGGCUGGCCCAGAGCCACCACAGCACCACGGGGACGCAGCAGAGCGAAGCGGGCACGGCCUCUGCGCGCACGCACAGACCUCACAUCCCCUGCAUGGUUCAGCCGUUCGCGCCGGUUUAUGGCAAAGGUUACCUGCAGCCAAAAUCAAAUGCAUCAAACCCCACAGAGAAAGGAGAGUUCGGGAAACAUCCGGAUUCCAGCCUGUCACCUUUGCGUCCAGAAAACUGCCCCUCACCUCUGUCAGAAGUCAGCGGCUAUUCUUCCGGCUAUGACAGCGAAGCAGCAGAGUGUCUGUCUGUGGAGGACCGAAGCGGCGUGGACAAAGACGCACCACAGCGGCGAGUGCGCACAAAGUUUACACCAAAACAGAUCCUCAAGCUGGAAAAGGUCUUCAGCAAACACAGAUAUUUAGACGCUGGGGAAAGAGUGAAGACAGCGCGGAAGCUCAACCUCACAGAAACGCAGGUGAGGACAUGGUUUCAGAACAGGAGGAUGAAGCUGAAACGAGAGGUUCAGGACCACUUUGCUCCCCAGAUGCCGGUGUUGAACUUCCGGGCCCUCCCUCAGGUGCAGUACCUGUCCGUGGACGCGCAGAGACAGCACACGGCGGCCGUUCGGGCCUUCUAUGCGCCCCCGCAGCUGGUCCUCCAGCAGCAGAUGACCACCAGCCGCGCGCCCCAUGUCCUCAUUCACCACCAACAUUUCUUCUAAAGUGACUUUUGUGAGCCAAACACUUAAACCAGAGUGCAAUCCAGAAUUCGAAGUCCUUUUUUAUUUGAUUACGACUUUGUAAAUAAUAAAAUUCUAUUUAUGAUCGAAUAAAAUUUUAUCCUAU
Oryzias melastigma (Indian medaka) is the source of this 1091-nucleotide messenger RNA. Its product is annotated as homeobox protein vent1. Bases 233 to 967 code for a protein of 244 amino acids. The transcript has 3 exons. NCBI's taxonomy places the organism in Eukaryota, Metazoa, Chordata, Actinopteri, Beloniformes, Adrianichthyidae. The record is from RefSeq and is a predicted model, not a curated record. Gene Ontology annotation, biological process: regulation of transcription by RNA polymerase II. Gene Ontology annotation, molecular function: DNA-binding transcription factor activity, RNA polymerase II-specific; RNA polymerase II cis-regulatory region sequence-specific DNA binding.